AACCAUCAUCACAUAUUCAUUCAUUAUUCAUUAUUCACAUACCAUAUAUCUGAAAAGGGAAAACCGGAAAAAUAAAAUAAAAGAAAUUGAGAAUGGAAGUGACAUCCUAUUCUGUUUCAUACUUCAGGUCUACCUCAUUAUCUCCACUGCCUUUUCCGGUAAAAUCAACCCUUUUUCCCCGUGGCUCAGUCAAUUUUUCCGGCUAUAAUUGCCUGGCCAGCAAGCUAAAUUACAGUGCAAUUAAUGGGCUGAGGAAAUUUGGUGCCAUUACAGCUGCUUCUGGUUCUGAAAAUCGUACAGCAAUUAAUGGUUCCAUAAGAUGGCUUCUUGAACCCAUAGGUAAUGGCGAUACAAGGCACAUAGGUUACAAAAUUCCCAUGCCUGGUACAUUUGAGAUAGAUUCUAAUGUAGUCACAGUUGGACGUGUGGGUGAUAAGGCAGAUAUUGUGAUUUCUGUGCCGACAGUUUCUGCUGUGCAUGCCCGGAUUCAAAAGACAGAAGAAAAUCUGUUGAUUACGGAUUUAGACAGCACAAAUGGUACAUUCAUAGGCGAAAAAAGGCUCCAACCUGGAGUGGUCUACCCUGCAUCACCAGGAAAUCUUGUCACAUUUGGCGACACAAAUUUAGCAAUAUUCCGAGUCUAUAAGCUUCGGGAAGAGGAGCUUAGUACUGAGCCGGAGGAAUCUGGAGCUGGUUCAGAGAAUGAGUCAGCAAGCUAAUUAGAGACUGCAAGCUGAUUUUGUGUAUCAUUUUUUUUUCACAGAACAUAAAUGUUUAUUCAAACAUUUGUGAUGGAUUUUACUGAACAAACUCACGUCAUAGCUUUCUGCAGUUUUGGGGACCAGGAGAGUUUUCACAUAUUCGAUCUUUUACUCUUUAUUCUCCAUCGAUAUUUGGGUGAAAUAUUAUGUGCAUCAAUAGACUCUGCAUAAAUUCAUUGUUGGAAAUAGUUAUCAUACGAGAUGCAUUUUCUUUUUAACCGCAAAAAAGUGAUGUCAUUGAGAUUUUUUACACUAUGC
Molecule: messenger RNA, 1019 nt
Organism: Striga asiatica
Lineage: Eukaryota; Viridiplantae; Streptophyta; Magnoliopsida; Lamiales; Orobanchaceae
Source: the annotation of a GenBank genome assembly